Messenger RNA from Eremomyces bilateralis CBS 781.70, 1518 nucleotides. RefSeq lists its product as uncharacterized. Gene Ontology annotation, cellular component: membrane. Gene Ontology annotation, molecular function: beta-N-acetylhexosaminidase activity. Gene Ontology annotation, biological process: glycosaminoglycan metabolic process; carbohydrate metabolic process. Bases 1 to 1518 code for a protein of 505 amino acids. NCBI's taxonomy places the organism in Eukaryota, Fungi, Ascomycota, Dothideomycetes, Eremomycetales, Eremomycetaceae. The record is from RefSeq and is a predicted model, not a curated record. The transcript has a single exon.
AUGUUCGACACGCUGUUCGAGCGGAACUUCAUCCCAUGGAAGUUCUAUCCAAAGCGCGCAGUGUUCGAGCCCGGGAGGGACGGCACGUACCGCGGCCCGCGGAAGGAGAUCACGAAACUCACACUGGUACUGAAAAAACCAGACCCGGAAACCCUCCUGCGCCCACUGGCAGGCUCGGUCGACGAAUCGUAUGAGCUAGCCUUGAACACUGAUGGGACGGCGACAAUAGCCGCAAACUCCACGAUCGGGCUGGUGCGGGGUCUGACAACGAUGACGCAGCUUUUCUUCAAGCAUUCGGAUGGCCAGGUAUACACGAAGCUUGCUCCAGUGAAGAUCUUCGACGCGCCAAAGUUCCCGCAUCGUGGACUGAACAUGGAUGUAUCACGGAGCUAUUACCCGGUCAAAGAUAUCAAGCGCCAGAUCGACGCUCUGGGGUACACCAAGUUCAACCGCCUGCAUCUCCAUAUCACGGAUUCGCAAUCGUGGCCGCUCGUUAUUCCUGAUUUGCCAUGGCUUACUUGGAAGGGAGCUUAUCAGUAUGAUAUGAUCUACACCCCUACCGACAUCAGCGAUAUCCAAUAUUACGCUGCCCUGCAUGGCAUCUCCGUGGUCAUCGAAACCGACAUGCCUGGCCACACCACCAGCAUCGGAUAUGGCUAUCCAAAUCUCAUCACCGCCUUCGAAGAAGACGACUGGGCCACCUACGCCGCGCAGCCCCCAUCAGGCACCCUCAAACUCAACUCCCAGGAAGUCUUUGUCUUCCUCGAAAAACUGUGGAAUGACCUGCUCCCCCGCCUGAAGCCCCUCUCCGCAUACUAUCACACCGGCGGCGACGAGGUAAACAAAAACGCCUACCGCUUCGACGAAACCGUCAACUCCUCCGACCCCGCAGUCCUGCAACCCUACAUGCAGAGCUUCGUCAACUUCAACCACGACGCCGUCCGCCAUGCCGGCAUGGUCCCCAUCGUCUGGGAAGAGAUGCUCCUCGAAUGGAACCUCACCCUCGGCCGCGACGUCGUUGUGCAAACCUGGCAAUCCUCCGCCGCCGUCCAGCAAGUCGUCGCUAAAGGCCACAAAGCCCUCGUCGGCAACUACAACUUCUGGUACCUCGACUGCGGACAGGGGCAGUGGAUCGACUUCCCCCCGGAUUCUUCGGAGGGGUUCUGGCCGUACGCGGACUACUGCUCCCCGCGGAAGAACUGGCGGCUAAUCUACUCGCUCGACCCUCUGGACGGCAUCCCGGCGAACCAGACGCAUCUGGUGAUCGGCGGGGAGGCGCAUAUCUGGGGGGAGCAGACGGAUGCAGUGAACGUGGAUCGGAUGGUGUGGCCGCGGGCGGCGGCGGUGGCGGAGGUGCUGUGGAGUGGGGCUAAGGAUGCGGAGGGGAGGAAUCGGAGUCAGGUGGAGGCGAGUCCGCGGUUGGCGGAGAUGAGGGAGCGGUUGGUGACGAGGGGGGUGGGGAGUGAGCCGGUUCAUAUGCCAUAUUGUACGAUGGAGGAUAAGGGGUGCAUUUGGUGA